CCAGUUUCUCUCUUCAAAAAAUCGAGCGGGGUUGUGCAACCGGAUGACGUAGACUUUGAAAAUUCAGCUUUUUCGCUGAUGCCGUAUUUCGGAAAAUGGCCAUCAUUAUAAAAUGGCCUUGCUGAUAAUAAAUAAACUCAUAAUCACGCAUGCAAUAGAAAGAGGGAAAAACUAGUCAUUCCUCGCCCUGUUGACAAAACGGCAACGGUUAUGGAUUUUCAGAAAAAAAAUGAAUUUAAAAAUAACAAAUUUCACAUGGUGCGACUUCACCCAGGGCCUAAAACUUGCCAUAUAUGGAAGGGUUGACUAGGGCAAUGUCGGAAGCCGUGUGCGGUUUGCUCCAGCGAGCGGUGGGAUGGCCCGUGAUUUAUUCCAAAAGGAGGGUAAAGGAGCCUUUCAUGUGCGGGACCAAUGACAAAUUCCGAAAUACGACGAAUCCGCUUCCGAGGAAGAUCAUAAUAUAUAAAUGCCAAUAUUUUUUCUCUCGUUGGAUGAAAAAAGAACACCAAUUCUUCUCUCUUCUCCUCAAAAACAUCAACAUCACCAUGGUUGCCACUCCUAGACCUGGAUCUCCUUAUGCCGGUAGACCUUCCAGCUCCGGUUCCACUCACACCAAGGUGGAAGAAGAAUUGCACGAAAUGGCCGGUAUCGACUACGACAAGGUCACCAUCAAGCGCAAUCCUUCCGUUGCUGUUCUUUACGAAGAAGCCUUGACCUAUGAACAGGGUACUGUUAUUUCUUCUGCUGGCGCUCUUUGUGCCUACUCUGGCAAGAAGACUGGCCGUUCUCCCAAGGACAAGCGUAUUGUUGAAGAAGAGACCUCUUCAAAGGAUAUCUGGUGGGGCCCUGUCAACACCCCUAUCAGCGAAAAGGUUUUCUUGAUCAACCGUGAACGUGCUAUUGAUUACCUCAACACUCGUCCUCGCCUUUACGUCUUUGAUGGUUUCGCCGGUUGGGAUCCCAAGUACCGUAUCAAGGUGCGUGUGGUCGCUUCCCGCGCUUACCACUUGUUGUUCAUGCGCAACAUGUUGAUCCGUCCUACCGAGGAAGAACUCGAGAACUUUGGUACUCCCGACUUCACCAUCUUCAACGCUGGUGAAUUCCCUGCUAACCGUUACACCACCGGUAUGACCUCCACCACCUCCGUCUCUGUCAACUUUAAGCGUGCCGAGAUGGUCAUUUUGGGUACCGAAUACGCUGGUGAAAUGAAGAAGGGUAUCUUUACUGUGAUGCAUUACCUUAUGCCCAAGGCUGGUGUGUUGUCUCUUCACUCUUCUGCCAACGAAGGUCCCGAUGGUGAUGUUUCUCUCUUCUUUGGUCUUUCUGGUACCGGCAAGACCACUCUCAGUGCCGAUCCCAAGCGUAAGCUUAUUGGUGAUGACGAACAUUGCUGGUCCGACCAGGGUAUCUUCAACAUUGAAGGUGGUUGUUACGCCAAGUGCAUUGAUUUGUCGGCCGAGAAGGAACCCGAUAUUUUCAACGCCAUCAAGUUCGGUUCCAUUUUGGAAAACGUUGUGUUGGAUGAAGAGACCCGUGUCGUCGAUUACUCUGAUGACUUCCUUACCGAAAACACUCGUUGCGCUUAUCCCAUCUAUCACAUUCCCAAUGCCAAGCUUCCUUGCAUGGGUGGUCACCCCAAGAACAUCAUCUUGUUGACUUGCGAUGCUUUCGGUGUCCUUCCCCCCGUGUCCAAGCUUACUCCCGAACAGGCCAUGUACCACUUCAUCUCUGGUUACACCACCAAGGUUCCUGGUACCGAAGAUGGUAUCGUUGAGCCUACCGCCACUUUCUCUGCAUGUUUCGGUGCUCCCUUCUUGGUUCUCCAUCCUCAGCGCUAUGCUACCAUGUUGGCUCAGAAGAUGUCCGAGCACAAGGCUAACGCUUGGUUGAUCAACACUGGCUGGAUCGGUGGCAAGGCUGGCGUGGCCAAGCGUUGCCCUCUCAAGUACACUCGUGCUAUUUUGGAUGCUAUCCACAACGGUGAACUUGCAAAUGCCGAAUACCAGGACUACGAUGUGUUCAACCUCAAGGUCCCCACCAAGGUCUCCAACGUUCCCGAUGAGCUUUUGGAUCCCCGCAAGAUCUGGCAAGGUACUGCCGAGGAAUUCAAUGCCUCGCUCCACAAGGUGGCCGGUAUGUUCGUUGAGAACUUCAAGACCUAUGAAGAUCAAGCCGCUCCCGAAACCUUGGCUGCUGGUCCCAAGCUCUAAAUGCGGAGACUCCUCUUACAGACUCUUUUUCCCUCUUUAAACAUGUAACCCAAUAAUAAUCACAUUCUCAUACUUUUCCCUUUUUACACUAGCAUUAUCACGCAAUAAAAAUAAAACCAUAGUUCAUUUUGAUGGGUAUAAACAAAUUUCUAUUUUCCCAAAAAAAAAAGAAAAAAAAAAAAUGAAAUUCUUUUUCCUCACUCGCUUCCGUCAUCCCACCCUGCGUGAUCAUGCCGAAUACUGAAAUUUAUCUGUACCACACUAUUCUUGACCUCCUUUCACAAAUCUAUUUGUAUUAAUUCUGCUUGCCUUUUAUAAACCUAU
This is a messenger RNA of Radiomyces spectabilis, 2534 nucleotides long. RefSeq names its product phosphoenolpyruvate carboxykinase [ATP]. NCBI's taxonomy places the organism in Eukaryota, Fungi, Mucoromycota, Mucoromycetes, Mucorales, Radiomycetaceae. The record is from RefSeq and is a predicted model, not a curated record. Gene Ontology annotation, molecular function: ATP binding; phosphoenolpyruvate carboxykinase (ATP) activity. Bases 294 to 2210 code for a protein of 638 amino acids. Gene Ontology annotation, biological process: gluconeogenesis. Gene Ontology annotation, cellular component: cytosol. The transcript is spliced from 3 exons.